This is a messenger RNA of Bufo gargarizans (Asiatic toad), 1856 nucleotides long. RefSeq names its product transmembrane p24 trafficking protein family member 8 (gene TMED8). Bases 79 to 1587 code for a protein of 502 amino acids. The transcript is spliced from 6 exons. The record is from RefSeq and is a predicted model, not a curated record. Lineage: Eukaryota; Metazoa; Chordata; Amphibia; Anura; Bufonidae. Gene Ontology annotation, cellular component: Golgi membrane.
GCCGUGUUUCCCUAUGCCGGGCUGGCCCGCCCCUCUCCGGAGAUUCCCCGAUCGUAUCCGAACCAGAGGAAGCGGCUGAUGGCUGUGGCGCAGGAUGCUGCGACCGUGUCCGGGGGGCUCCCGGCGGCGGACAGCGCGGACACCCGGCCAGGUGAUGGAGCCUCUGUUAAGACUGAGCAUGAGAGCAAGUCCGGGGAGUCAGCGUUCCACCCGCAGCGAUCCACCCACCUAGAAUCUACCCCCGCAGAGAGGUCAUCGAGGACGGAAGAGGAGGCCGGAGGUACACCGCCCUUCAAAGAUGACCUGGGAGCGGCCACUGGUGAUGCUGGCCAGACCACAGCAGGCAGUGCUGCCACCGAUGCCACCAAAACCACUGCAGUCAGUGCUGCCACUGAUGCCACUAAGACCACAGGAGGCAGUGCUGCCAAUGAUGCCACCAAAACCACUGCAGUCAGUGCUGCCACUAAAACCACAGAAGGCAGUGCUGCCACUGAUGCCACCAAAACCACAGCAGUCAGUGCUGCCACUGAUGCCGCCAAAACCACUGCAGUCAGUGCUGCCACCAAUGCCACUAAGACCACAGGAGGCAGUGCUGCCACCGAUGCCACCAAAACCACUGCAGUCAGUCUUGCCACUAAGACCACAGGAGGCAGUGCUGCCACUGAUGCCACCAAAACCACAGCAGUCAGUGCUGUCACUGAUGCCACUAAGACCACAGGAGGCAGUGCUGCCACUGAUGCCACUAAAACCACAGUAGGCAGUGCUGCCACCGAUGCCACUAAGACCACAGCAGUCAGUGCUGCCACCAAAACCACUGCAGUCAAUGCUGCCACAGAUACCACUGAAACCACAGCAGGCAACACAUCUGUUAAAACAACCAAAAUGACCCUGAGCAAACCACCUGAAACCACAAAAACUGCCCUGGACAAGGAGCUGGAGGCGCUUCUGUCCCUUGGACCAGCAGAUCCUCCGCCUCCCGACAUCCUCAUGAUCCAGUCCGAGCAGAAUGGCACCAUGGACAUUGUGAAGGCCGACCCCAGCCUGGAGGAGCCCACCAUGACCGACAGUAAAGGGCCUCCACCUCCACUACGACCGGCCACCACGUGGACUAGCGCCAACCUGCGUGAGUUCAAGCACCGGAUGGCGAGUGAGAAGCAUGGCCUGCUGACCAUACGGAGGGGCGAGGUGCUGACCGUCCGCGUCCCAACUCACCCGGAUGGAAAGCGACUCUGCUGGGAGUUCGCCACGGAAGACUACGACAUUGGUUUUGGGAUCUACUUUGACUGGACUCCGGUCACCAGCACAGCCGUGACUCUUCAGGUCAGCGAGUCCAGCGACGAGGAGGAGGAGGAAGAGGCCGAGAGCCCCUGGCACAGCCGGGAGGGGGACGUGGAGCGGGGCUCGGUUUACCGCCUGCGCAGUCGAUAUGGUGAAAUCAUGCAGGUGUUCCGGCGGGACAGUCAUCGGGAGGUGCAGGCAGGCAGCCAUGAGUACCCGGGGGAGGGGGUGUAUCUCCUCAAACUGGACAAUUCCUACUCGCUGCUGCGGAACAAGACUCUGUACUUCCAUGUCUAUUACAGCAGCUGAGGCCGCGGCGCAGGGGCGUGUCCUGCAGAUGGCAGCGCGGUCCGCCGCCGGUGAUUAUAGUGCUGCCCCACACGCUAGAUGAUGUCAUCACACCCUGUGCACUGUAUACAAUAAUAUGUGACCCUCACCCGAGACGGACAACAACCCCCAGCAGGUAAUAACCCUGUCACCUGAGGGUCCGAGAAUGUACGGCAGACAACGGAGGACAAUCCGCUCAGCAGCAGAAGAUACAGUGUGAUCAAAGUAGAAAUAAAGUGAUAAAAAGCAGA